Molecule: messenger RNA, 717 nt
Organism: Lathyrus oleraceus (garden pea)
Lineage: Eukaryota; Viridiplantae; Streptophyta; Magnoliopsida; Fabales; Fabaceae
Product: eukaryotic translation initiation factor 4 gamma-like
Exons: 3
Coding region: 1-717 (238 amino acids)
Source: RefSeq, a predicted model, not a curated record
AUGAAGAGACAACGAGAACCUUCUAAGAAGUCAAAGAAGGCCAAGAAAGCAAAGUUGGGGGAAACUUCUAUGUCAAGACCUCCGGUCCCUCUGAUCGAAUCCCCAAAAGCCAACACUCCACCACCUGAACAACCAACUCCAUCACCAUCUGAACAACCACAAUAUCCACCACCUGAACAACCCACAACACCACCCUCUGAAACUCCCUUCACACCACCCUCUGAACACCUUAUUUUCCCUACCUCUCAACCUCCAACUGACACUAUCCAAACCCCACUAGAAUCUCCAUCCCCCAACUCUGAACCAGAAAAUACCUUCCCCACCCUAGAAGAAUCAAUCUCUUUAUUUGAUGAGUCUUUAAUGGAGAAGAUCAGAUCUCUAUCUGAAAACUCUGGUAUCAGUGACGAUCCCUCUGCAGCACGACUGGUCAGAGAGGCAGAGGAAAAUGCCAGAAGAGAAGCAGAAGAGAAAGCUUGUCUGGAAGAAGAGCAACAGGUUAGAGAAGUUGUAGAGAAGGCUGCUGCUGAAGCAAAAGCAAAAGCAAAAGCUGACGCUGAAGAGGUAGCACGCAUAGCUGCGGAAGAAGCUGCAAAGUCUAGCACUGAUGCUCUGGCUCAGGGGGAACAAUCAAACUCUAGCUUCGCUCCUCUAGUCCUAAAGACUUUGGAAGAACUGCAGAAGGAGAAACAGAUAGUGCGAGCAAUAUUGGAUCACUAG